AUGUCUGCAACGGUCAAAGGCGCAAAAUCCCGAUCUGGUUGCAGCACGUGCAAAAAACGAAGGGUCAAAUGCGACGAAGCAAAGCCAUCCUGCAGAAACUGCGCUCACAAAAAUCUCAAAUGCCCAGGAUACGAGACUCGGUGGAAGUGGUCCACCAAACACGAACGGCAGUCAUGCCUCCAGAUUCAACGAGCUCCUGUUUUCAGCAAGCACAGGGGCGAGUCGUUCAACUCGAACGCUACUCCCGAAGCAAGCACCUUGCCACGCUCUCAUCAACGCGAGAGGGCAGGGACGGCUUUUAUCAACCAAAUCAAGCAUGCACAGCCCAUCACUGAGGAGCUUGAUAUUGGCAGCCCCGGCCAGAACGACACCUUCAGCUCGGAGUCAGAGCAGGCCUUGUCGAAUGAAGAAUGGGAUGCUGUCUUGUCGCUUUCUUUACGGGCGUCCACCCCUCCAAUUCUGUGCAUGUCGGAUGCUCCAGCAACACCUGGACAGGCCUCCCUAACAAAGUGCCAACGUUUGUGGCACUCUCCGGACAUCAUACUCAGCAACACACAGGUUCAAGUGGAUUUCUUCAUGCAGAAGAUUUGCAAAGCCUUGACCUCAUUUGACUCCAAGUAUAAUCUAUUCAGAACGCUAGCCACGUCGCGGACUACGGAGUCACUGUUGUUCUUCUCCUUGUUUCGCUAUAUUACUGCGGCUUUCCUAAACUCGAGUACUUUGGACGCUGCUAGUGCUCUAGUGGUGCAGAACGCGCAGACCGAGAUAUUGCAUCGACUGCACAAUGAGGUGGCACGGCUGAAUAGGCCGACGACGACAAACAUUGAGGACGUCUUGAUGGCUAUUAUCAUGUACGGUCUCACCACGAAUUGGGACGGAUCCAAUAGCCCUAGCAUCAUCCACUACAAUGCAGCUGUCCGGUUAUAUCUGCAUACCUACCGAAACGGCAUGCCAGUUCCGCGACAGAAGGGCUAUCAGGAGUUCUUCUUCAAUUCACUGGCAUACUGGUGGAUGGGCCUUUCGUUCAUCACAGACACCGGCCAGGAGUGUUUGUUACAACUCCCCAUCCCCGAGACUCGCAUUGGCAAUGACGACGAGACCGCAAGUCCGGCGAAGAGGAUCCCGCACCCUCUGGCUGGCGUAUCCCCCGAGUCGCAAAGGCUGCUUGGCAGCGUGGGCUCAUUGGUUUAUGGACAGAGGCUAAGGUGUCGUAAGAGGUCCUUCCCAAGCAUGAAUCAGCUGCGUGUGGAAUACGACGCAUUGCAAGAAGCGCAGAGCUUGGAAGAAGAAGCAUUAUCACUCAAGUUGCCAAAGGCCGACGACUUUGUCGACAUCAGUGAUAUCGACACCCCCAUACAAGACCUCAUCAACACCGCAGAAGUUUAUCGACUCGCAGCCCUCGUCUUACUAUAUCGAGCAUUUCCGGAUCUGCUCAACAGCAGACUGCGGCUCGGCGAAGAUGAAUAUGCUGCCGGUCAGUCCACAAAGGAGCGAAGACUGCUGUGGGUGACAGCGCUAGCCAUUCACGCCCUCGACAUCCUGUGCCAGAAUGCAGAGCGAUCGGGGACCCGCAGUAUCGAGCAAAUUCUGUUGAUCAUUAUCGGCGGAGAGCUAGAAAAGCGGACGUACUCACAGCCCUUUGACCCAACGGAGGAGAGCGAUAGUUCGAUCCCUGCACCAUUGAUGACGCGAUGGGGUCCACCUUCGCCCCUCACAAUAAGUUCUUUUGAUCAUUUUACGGUUUUACAUGAUUUGUCGGGCCGUGAUUCUCCCCGAAGUGUCACUGACACCCCAUUUUGCCAUCCUUCAGGGUCCGACCGGAUCGCUGGGGCUCGCAGGACGCUUCUUAAGCGGCUCCAAUCGAUCCGCGAGAUCUUGCCAUACAGAUCGCUUGAAAUUGUGCAAGAGCUCGUGCUCAAAACAUGGGACAUUAGUGAUAAUGAUGAUCCUGAAGUCUUCUGGAUGGAUAUUAUGAUUGAAAAUGGAUGGAAGUUCCUGCUGGUAUGA
Molecule: messenger RNA, 2007 nt
Organism: Cladophialophora psammophila CBS 110553
Lineage: Eukaryota; Fungi; Ascomycota; Eurotiomycetes; Chaetothyriales; Herpotrichiellaceae
Exons: 2
Coding region: 1-2007 (668 amino acids)
Biological process (GO): positive regulation of transcription by RNA polymerase II
Cellular component (GO): nucleus
Molecular function (GO): transcription cis-regulatory region binding; zinc ion binding; DNA-binding transcription factor activity, RNA polymerase II-specific
Source: RefSeq, a predicted model, not a curated record